UGGAAACGUUCGAUAAGUGACAUUCGGGAUUAAAAGUGCAGUGUGUGGUUCGUGUAAGCAAAAGUGCUUUGGAGUUCUGCGAAAUGUUUGGCAGACCUGACGCAAGUCUGUGAUAAAUAUUAACUUCGUCAAACGAUACUGUGGACAUUGGUGUCAAGGUGUAUUUUGGUUACCGUCCGAACGACAGGGCAUUCCAACGUACAUUGUGGUCGUCGCGAAACCGUAGCUCGAGGGGUGGAGAAGGUGGCGAGGUGGAUAAGAGAGCCGUGUAUUCUUGGAGCGGAGUUCCUCAGUGGGUCGGAGGGGCUAAAGAAAGGCGGCAGAAUGGGCGAGAGGUAUCAGCAGCAACAGCGGCUGCCGCUGCUCCGUUCGUACAACAACGUGCACAAGUCCUUCGUUAGGUUCAUCAACAAGACGCUGCACAACGUGAUCCUCUACUGGAUGGAUUACCAGGGCCAGGCUGUCAGCUAUGGUGUGCUAGCGCCUGACGAUUGCCGGCUUAUCGACACCUUCGACAAGCACCCGUGGGUCUUCGUUGACCAGGAGACCGGAGACAGGUACGUGGCGAACCAGAGGGACGUGUUCUUCCCGGAUCCUUGGUUCGGCAAGAAUCGCAGCCUUGAGCACAGCGAGACACCUGUGAAAUACGAAAGGACGGACGUGUACAUCACUCUGCCGGUUUACACUCUGCGCGACCUGUCUCUGAGGGCCAUCAGGCAGUGUCUGACGCACGAUCAACAGGCAUUUCAGCUCGAAAUCCCGAGAAGCCUUCAGCUCGAGCUGGCGGACAUGCUGCCGCAGAACAAGGAGAGCGAGGACGCUCAGAAAUCGUAGCGAUCGAUGCCACCGACUUAGAGGGUAACGCCGUGUCUCUCCUGAUUCCUGGAUCCUCCCUCCUUGUGUCCAGGUGACUCGAGUUUGAAAGAUUCUGCCAGUAGAGCGGGCGGCUGUCGGGGAUUCGCGGGGAAAGCGUUUUCCGGUCUAUUGGCUUUCAAGAGGAACUUACUUCGGAUUUUCGGGGUUGCCGUGACACAGCUUCAGGAAAUUGGACUUCGAGGCUUCUGAAUGGGAAGUGGGAUAUCUCGCCAUCGUUUUUCCAGGGUUUUUUGGCAACGGGUGUGGCCUCCACAUGCCGACUACCGGGUCACAGGGUUUCCGAGGCUGACAGAAAUGGCGGAAGCUGGGUCUUAGGGUCUCUGUCGCUGAUCGACCAGUGUGAUCCUGGGUAACUGAUCGACCAAUCGAUUAUCCGAGGAUGUGGUUACUGGGGAUAUGUUCUUCGAACAGAUUAAGGCUUCCAUUUGAAUAUUUCGGGAUUAUUCGAGCUUCUUUUUGGGAACGACUCUUGUCAAAUUUUUAGAAUUUUUAGAGCAUCGUGGGCUGGAUUUUAGCUGUGAUAAGAAAUUAAUAUUUUGGAAAAUAAUUGUAUUUUGAGUAACUGCCGAAAUUUUUAUUUUACAUUUCAUUUUGAAAUUGGAUACCAAGUAGAGGGAUAAUAAUGAUCGAAUUACGCAGAGAAGAAUAUAAUUCAUGGUUCUUUUCAAAAACGAUCCUUGUCAAGUUUUUGGAUUUUUUAAUACACCGUGGACUGGAUUUCAGCUGUGAUAAAAAAUUAAUAUUUUGGAAAAUAAUGCAUUAUGAAUUUUGUAUAUUUCUAUAUAUUUUGAAUAACUGCCGAAAUUUUUAUUUUAUAUUUCAUUUUGAAAUUGGACACCAAGUAGAGGGAUAAUAAUGAUCAAAUUCCGCAGAGAAGAAUACAAUUCAUGGUUCUUUUCAAAAACGACUGUUGUCAAAUUUUUGGAAUUUUUAAAACAUC
Eufriesea mexicana is the source of this 1816-nucleotide messenger RNA. Its product is annotated as von Hippel-Lindau disease tumor suppressor. Bases 325 to 834 code for a protein of 169 amino acids. The transcript is spliced from 3 exons. Lineage: Eukaryota; Metazoa; Arthropoda; Insecta; Hymenoptera; Apidae. The record is from RefSeq and is a predicted model, not a curated record.